ACGUGGGAGGGGGAAAACAGGGCAGGAGCACGUGGAGGGCAGGGGGGGAAAGGGGGGAUGGAGGAGAAGAAAAGGAGGAACAAUGGCGGCUGCUCCGGCACAGACAGGUAGAUAUUAGAGAGAGAGAGAGAGAGAGAGAGAGAGAGAGAGAGAGAGGCAAACGGGUGGCGAGCGGUGUCAACAGCGAAACCUGGGGCUAUUUGUGACACUUGACCACGUUGUGGACUCCUGGCAGCGUGUAUGGACUUGGAAGGGGUAUAAUUGCAAAUCAACGACUUGCGAAGGGGGGUAGAAGACGCGAGAGCUGUACAUAAGAGGAGAUAAAAAUAGAGGAGGAUAUAGAGAGGUGGCAUGCCCCAGGUCUUUGUGGCUAUGCCUGUCUGCUGGCACCAGGAGUCGUCAAAAGACGUGCGUGCGUGCAUGCAUGCAUGCAUGCAUGCAUGGCUUUUGACGCUGAGGAAGGGGAGAGUUGGAACCUGUGACGUACCCAGUUGAUGAUGAGGACAUUGAGGAGAUUAAUUAAUCAAUGAACUAAUUAGUCAAAAUAAUUAAUUAAUCUCAAUUAAUCAGCGAGCCGAUGAAAUGGAUGAAGCUUGUUUGUGCAGAUCUGAUAAAAAAAGGAGGAUCGAAGCUUGUUGGACUCUUUUUGACUGAUCUCUGGACGUAAUUGCGGUCAGAUACAUCCAGGAAGAAGAGGAAAAGAAAGGGCAUGUGAGGGAGGAAGAAGGGGAACUUAAGGAAGAAAAGUGUUAAGGGCACACUCACACUUGGACAUUUCGGCGGAUCUCUGGACGUAAUUGCCGUCAGAUACAUCCAGGACUUCCAGUCACUGCGUUUUUCCAAUCAGAAAUGGUCUUUUCCUAAAAUGGACGCCAUUUCUGUGGAUAAGGCAAAGAUCCGUUGUGGAUAAGCCAAAGAUCAGUUGUGGAUAAGGCGAAGAUCAGUUGUGCAUCUCUCUCUCUCUCUCUCUCUCUCUCUCUCUCUCUCUCUCUCUCUCUCUCUCUCUCUCUCUCUCGCUAGUUACAGAUGUGCUCAUCGGAGACGUUGAAUGUGACCUCAUCUUUUUAGCAUCUACGUAGUCCUCUGAUGCGUAAGUUAAAUAGUUCCUUUUUUGGAAAUUUCGUUCUGGAUUCAGUUCUCCCUUGCGAUUUACGAUCAUGAUGGCUUACCCUUUCUUCUUUUGUAGGGGUCAUUCCUAUUCUGGUAGGUGCGUCCUGUCCCUCGUGGGGGUGUUCUAUCUUCUCCUUUUUCUGAGCUUGCCUUAUGCUGAGCUCGCUGCAAGCUCGCCGCCCGACGACGGAUCUGGCGAUAGCGACGCCGUUGACGUCACCGCCGAUCCCGACUGGAACUCGUGGGUCCAGUCCUUCCAAUCAAGCGACGGCAACCGUCGCCCCCCUGCCGCCUCCUCGUCUGCUGCUCUCCCCGAACCCCGCCUGCCUCCUGACGACUCGGACAAGUAUGGCGAUGAUAAAUCGGGUUUAGGAUCGGGAUCAGGUUCAGGAUCGGGAUCAGGGUCGGGAUCAGGGUCGGGAUCAGGGUCGGGAUCGGGCAUGAUUCGGAGGGGGAGAGCUCCUCCAAAGCACGAUCAUAGCGAGGAGGAGGAAGAAGGGGAUGGUGAAGGAGACGAAGAGGACUGCAUUGAAGAAGAUGGCUAUGGCGGAAGCAUUGACGAGGAGGGGGAGGGGGAGGAGUGUGAUUGCUCCCCGUCGGGAACUGGUAAAGGAGAGAUCCGGUCUUCUUCAGCGAAGAGGGAGAGCGGCGAUGAUUCCCCCCCCCCUGCGCACGAUGGGGGGGGAAGAAAGGUUGAGGAACCGAGAGAUGCCCCUCACGGUGGGGACGGUGGAGAUGGCGGCGCUGGUGGUGAUGGACAUGGUGGCAGAGGCGGCUACGGAGGUAGCGGUGAGGGCAACGGAGAUGGCGCACAUGGCGAUGGUGAUGGUGACGGUGGUGAUGGACAUGGUGGUAGUGGAAAGGGAGGAGACGAUGGGCAAGGUGGCGAUCAUGGUGGAAGCAGUGGCAGCGCCCAGCACACCGGUGGUUGUGGAGGUGCAAAUGGAAAGCACGGCGAUGGCGGAAGCAGCAGCGACGACGAUGGCGAUGGCGGGAGGAGAAACAGAUGUCCGCAUGAGGGAGACAGUGGAGGCAGCAGCGAUCACAGCAGCCAAAGACAAGGAGGAGGAGGACAAGCUCCCGACCAUGGUGGCGAUGGCGGCGAUGGUGGUCAGCGAUCGUCGCACGAAGGAGCCAGGGUAGGAGACGGUAAUGGUCAUGCUGCUGGCGGUGACGAAGACGAUAAGCACAAGCCUCGUCAACGUGGUGAUGGCGAUGGUGGAGAAGCUUCCAAGCACGGUGGCGAUGGUGGUCAGGGUGCUGGCGAUGGUGGGGGGGAUGGUGGUAAGCGGAAGCGAUGUCGGUGCGGCCAACGUGGCUCAACAGGAUCACAAACUCGUCGGCAUGGUGAUGUUGAUGGUGAGGAUGACGAUAAUGGUAGUGAGAAAGGCGACGGUGGAGGGGGGGAGCAUAGUGGUGGGGACCGUUAUGGCCAUGAUGAUGAAGGAGGAGGAGGAGGAGGAGGAGGAGGAGGAGGAGGAAGUGGAAGAGGAAGUUCUGAAGGACAACGUGGGAGAAGAGGAGGGUCACGUCAUGGCGAUGGCGAUGACUCCGAUGAGGAUGACGACAAGGACAAGGAGAAGGAUAAGACGACCAAAGGAGGGGAAUCGAGUGGCCGCCGUCGGCGGCGUUGUCGGCCGAAAUCUACGCUCGGUAAUGUCCCUGGAAUGAAGGGGCAUCCUAGCAAAUGGGGAACCGUGACCCCUUUUCCCAAAAUCAAGGGUGCCAAAUUGCUCGUCGUCGGGAAAAAAGGACAAAAGGGGGAGAAUGGAGAAGAACCGGACUACGAAACGAUACAGGAGGCGAUCGAUUCCGUACCCCUGAAAAACACUCGACCGACAAUUAUCUACAUUUUGAAGGGAAAAUACAAGGAGAAGGUCGAGGUGGUAGCAACUCGGGAUCAUAUAUAUCUCAGGCUAACUCUCGGUUUACUGUCGGCUAACUCUCGGUUUACUGUCGGCUAACUCUCGGUUUACUGUCGGCUUACUCUCGGUUUACUGUCGGCUUACUCUCGGUUUACUGUCGGCUUACUCUCGGUUAAUAAUCGGCUUACUCUCGGUUUACUGUCCGCUUACUCUCAGUACUCUAGGUUUACUGUCGGUUAACUCUCGGUUUACUGUCGGCUUACUCUAGGCUUACUCUCGGCUUACUCUCGGUUUACGCUCGGUUUACUGUACGUUAACUCUCGGUUUACUGUCGGCUAGCUCUCGGUUUACUGUCGGCUUACUCUCGGUUAAUAGUCGGCUUGCUGUUGGCUUACUGUCCGUUGUCCUCCGUGAACUGGAAUGAAAGCACUGGGCCUCG
This is a messenger RNA of Chara braunii, 3414 nucleotides long. Lineage: Eukaryota; Viridiplantae; Streptophyta; Charophyceae; Charales; Characeae. The record is from the annotation of a GenBank genome assembly.